AUGGGUCGCCUUAGAGAAUACCAGGUCAUUGGCCGCCAUUUGCCAUCCGAGGCAAACCCAGCCCCAAAGUUGUACCGCAUGAGAAUUUUUGCACCAAACACCGUUGUUGCAAAGUCUCGUUUCUGGUACUUCUUGAUGAAGUUGAGAAAGGUCAAGAAGGCAAACGGAGAGAUCGUCAGCUUGAACGAGAUCUCUGAGAAGCGCCCAAUGAAGGUCAAGAACUUCGGUAUCUGGAUCAGAUAUGAUUCUCGUUCCGGAACUCACAACAUGUACAAGGAGUACCGUGAGAUGUCAAGAACCGAUGCUGUUGAGGCUUUGUACCAAGAUAUGGCUGCUAGACAUCGUUCCCGUUUCAGGUCGAUCCAUAUCCUCAAGGUUGUUGAGAUCGAGAAAACCGAAGACGUCAAGCGCCCAUACAUCAAGCAACUCCUCGAAAAGGACCUCAAAUUCCCACUUCCUCAUCGUGUUUCCAAAUCUAUGACCGCCAACCUCUUCGCCUCAAAGAGACCAUCAACUUUCUACUAA
Sclerotinia sclerotiorum 1980 UF-70 is the source of this 525-nucleotide messenger RNA. RefSeq names its product 60S ribosomal protein L20. Gene Ontology annotation, molecular function: structural constituent of ribosome. The coding region runs from base 1 to 525 and encodes 174 amino acids. NCBI's taxonomy places the organism in Eukaryota, Fungi, Ascomycota, Leotiomycetes, Helotiales, Sclerotiniaceae. The transcript has 4 exons. Gene Ontology annotation, biological process: translation. The record is from RefSeq and is a predicted model, not a curated record. Gene Ontology annotation, cellular component: cytosolic large ribosomal subunit; ribosome.